This is a messenger RNA of Nematolebias whitei (Rio pearlfish), 702 nucleotides long. Its product is annotated as nicotinamide riboside kinase 1-like. NCBI's taxonomy places the organism in Eukaryota, Metazoa, Chordata, Actinopteri, Cyprinodontiformes, Rivulidae. The transcript has 2 exons. The record is from RefSeq and is a predicted model, not a curated record. The coding region runs from base 1 to 702 and encodes 233 amino acids. Gene Ontology annotation, cellular component: cytoplasm.
AUGCUGGGCACAGGAGGACACAGGGAACUCGAGGAAGAUUCACGAGGAGGUCUCAGGGAGCGAGUUACUGAGGAUCAGGAGCUGCGAGGAGCACGAGGAAAACCAAGACUUUAUUUUUACAGAGUAACCAAUGGAGAGAAAACUACUCUUUCUCAGAGUCUUCAUCAGCUGAUACCCAACAGCUGCAUCAUUUCACAGGACUCCUAUUUUAAGGAUGAUUAUUUUGUACCGGCAGACAGCAACAGCUUCAAGCAAUAUGACACUCUCGAUGCUCUUCACAUGGAUAAGCUGAUGAGUGUGGUCGACUCGUGGCGGACAGAUCCAGCCUUGUUCCUGAGGCAGCGAGACCAGAACAUCAAGUGUUCGUCCAACAAUACAGAAAUAUUUGUUCUGAUAGUGGAAGGUUUCCUUGUAUUCAACUACAGGCCUCUAAAUGAGCUGUUUGACAAAAUAUACUUUCUGGAAAUACCUUAUGUCUGUAAGAGGAGACGAAGUUCCUGGGUUUACAAUCCUCCUGAUCCUCCUGGAUAUUUUGACGGAUACAUUUGGCCAAUGUACCUAAAGAACCAUCAAGAGUUGGAAAGGAUUGCAUCAGAAAUUGCAUUCCUGGAUGGUCUAAGGCCAAAAGAAGAGCUACUAGCUGCUGUGUAUGAAGAUGUUUGUCAGGAGAUAGACAGGCUCCAAGGUGUAACUACUACUUGA